Molecule: messenger RNA, 1787 nt
Organism: Oreochromis aureus
Lineage: Eukaryota; Metazoa; Chordata; Actinopteri; Cichliformes; Cichlidae
Product: meprin A subunit beta-like
Exons: 4
Coding region: 1-966 (321 amino acids)
Cellular component (GO): membrane
Molecular function (GO): protein binding
Source: RefSeq, a predicted model, not a curated record
AUGUGUCAAAUGAACCGCUGUUCAAAGAGUGGCAAUGGCUGGGAGAUGGUAACAGGUGUUUAUGGUGGUCCCAGCUCUGACCACACCAAUCUGCCCAGUGGAAAUGGUAACCAAGGUCAGGAUGCAGGUUUCUUCGUGUAUGCCAGCACAGAAUCAGGUCAGGAGGGUGACUCAGCCUGGCUGGAGACAAAGAGGAUGAGUCCUCAGAGGGAGUGUCAUGUCCAGUGUCUGCAGUUCUACUAUUACCACAAUGGGAGCGAGUCAGAUGAACUUAACAUCUGCAUCAGAGAGUUUCAAGAUAACUGGGACUCCACAGGGACUCUCUACCUCAUGGGACAGAUCAGUGGUCCACCAACAUCUCACUGGACUCUCCACCAUGUUCCUCUGAAUGCCACCAAGCAGUUCCAGGUGGAGUUUGAGGUUCGUAAAGGAGCAAGAAACUCUACAGGGGGCUUCUCUAUUGAUGACAUCAAUCUGUCAGAGCUUGAGUGUCCAGAUGGAACCUGGCAGAUUAAUGAUUUUGAGAGACUUUGGAACAUUCCUGAUACUCCGGCCCUGAUAUAUAGCCCAAGGCAGUACUCCAGUGAGGGCUAUGCUUUCCGGGUAUCGUUAUAUCUCCACCAGCUAGAUUUUGGAGUAUUUGUCCAACUUGUCUCUGGUGUCUAUGAUGACCAACUGCAAUGGCCUUGCCCACAAAGGCAAUUUACUGUCCAAAUGUUGGAUCAGAACCCCAACAUCCAGCUACAGAUGUCAAGGCAAAUGAGUCUCACCACUGACCCAAAUCUGCUCACCACCAGUGGUGUACCUGCUUGGGGCAAACCUCGUGAUGUUGGAACUCAAAUUGUUGAUGAGAACAAUGAGACCAUCUAUGUUAAUGACCUAUAUGGUAGAAAUAAUUUUGCAUCUUUGGAAGACAUCCAAUCCACCUCAAGGGAGGGAGUGCCAUUUUCAUCUUUAGUGUACUAGGCAAAUUAAAAUAAUUUCAUUCCUAAACUUAUAUAUUGUACUUGAAACUUUUACAACAGAAAUGUAUGAAACAUUUGAAUCAUUUUGCACAACAUCAAAAUAAAGUUUUAUAUGAUUAUUUUAAUUUCUUUAUUCCAAUAGAUCUCACACCUCUAGUUAAUGGAAAUUCACUGCCAUGUCCUCAAGUAAGAACAGUAAAAAUUACACAUUCUCCCGGAGACCAGGAUAAAGGAAACUGCUCAUCACAGUAGGACAUAUUAUUAAAUUACGAUUCAUGUGAAGAUACAUAUUAAACAAUAUAUAUGAUGAGAGAUGCAAUUUUCUCAGGCAUUUUUGAGCACCUUGCAAGAAUAAAUGCCGUUGCUAGAUGUAAAAGUUAAUGCAGGUGAAACUCUAACAAGUUUUAAUACCCCUCCAAAAAUGCUUUAACUUUUACAGGAUCUCACCCACCUCAAUUCCUACCUCAUACACAACAGAUGGCAGGUACUGCAAUGUUCUCAAACAUUUCCUGAUUUUUAAUAAAUAGAAAGUGUUUCUUUGAAACAGAAACACUAAAACUAACACUAAAAAGUUUUAAUAUACCUGUUAAGAAAUGCUUUGAUGUUUACAGGAUCCCACCCACCACAAUUCCAAUUCCAGACACAACACUCUUCUCAAACAUGUUCUGUUUAUAACAAUGUGUGUGGAGAUGAAAAAUUUAGAUGUUAUACCAAUGAUAGCGUUCAACACAAUAAGCUCUGUUUUACGUAUACUCAUCAUUUGUUGCAGCUUGAAGCCCACAUACAUUUUGCACAAAAACAAAAGCAGUGAUAGCAAUUCAG